CUGCUGCUAGAAGAAUACGCUAACAGCGACCCCAAACUGGCACUUACAGGCAUCCCCAUCGUCCAGUGGCCCAAGAGAGAUAAGCUAAAGCUCCAGGCCCGGCUGAGGGUGCGCCUGCCCACCAUCCCCAUCACCAAGCCGCACACCAUGAAGCCAGCCCCUCGCCCGACACCCGUCAGGCCUACGGUCUCUCCCAUUGUGUCAGGCGCCCGGCGGAGGCGGGUGCGGUGCCGAAAAUGCAAGGCUUGCAUGCAGGGCGAGUGUGGCAUGUGCCACUAUUGCAGGGACAUGAAGAAGUUUGGUGGACCUGGCCGCAUGAAGCAGUCCUGCGUCCUCCGGCAAUGCUUAGCGCCUAGGCUGCCUCACUCGGUCACGUGUGCACUUUGCGGGGAGGUGGAUCAGAAUGAGGACUCGCAGGACUUUGAGAAGAAGCUCAUGGAGUGCUGCAUCUGCAACGAGAUUGUUCACCCUGGCUGCCUGCAGAUGGAUGGGGAGGGGCUGCUCAACGAUGAGCUCCCUAACUGCUGGGAGUGCCCCAAAUGCUACCAGGGUGACGAUGCAGAGAAGGGCCAGAAGCGGAAGGUGGAGGAGAGCGACGACGACACGGCACAAGCCAAGGUGCUGCGGCCCCUGCGGAGUUGCGAGGAGCCCCUGACCCCCCCACCAAACUCGCCCACCCCCGCCACUGAGCGAACCAUGGUGAGGGAGAAGGAGAACAACCCCAGCGGGAAGAAGGAGCUGUCGGAGGUAGAGAAGGCCAAGCUGCAUGGCUCUUACCUCACUGUGACACUCCAGCGCCCCACCAAAGACGUCCACGGCACUUCUAUCGUCCCCAAGCUGCAAGCCAUCACGGCCUCCUCUGCCAACCUGCAGCACUCUCCUCGCGUGGUCAUGCGCCACGCACCCACCAGGAUGCCCUUGCGGGGUGGGGGGGAGGAGGAGGCAGCCGCCGAGGAGGAUGAGGAGGAAGAGGAGGAGGACGACGAGAACACGGAGGGGACCUGGUACAAGUGGUGCUGUGACAAGAGAUUGUGGACAAAGAUAGAUUUGAGCAGGUGCAAGUCCAUCACUCCCCAGGCACUGAGCGGCAUUAUCAAAAGACAGCCAGUCAGCCUCGACCUCAGCUGGACCAAUAUCUCCAAAAAACAGCUUACGUGGCUCGUCAACAGGCUGCCAGGCCUGAAAGACCUCAUCUUAGCGGGCUGUUCCUGGUCUGCGGUCUGUGCUCUUAGUACCUCCAGCUGCCCCCUUCUCAGGACCCUCGAUCUUCGGUGGGCAGUAGGAAUCAAGGACCCUCAGAUCCGCGACUUACUCAUGCCUCCAACAGACAAACCCAGUCAGGACAAUCGCAGCAAACUCCGCAACAUGAUUGAUUUCCGGCUCGCCGGCCUGGACAUCCCCGAUGCCACGCUGCGGCUGAUCAUCCGCCAUAUCCGCGUCGCCUCCAGCCCCUGCAACCACCUUCCGGACCAGUCGGCCAACCUCCUCACGGCCAUGGGCUCUUCCACACGCAGCUCCCUCACCGAGCUCAACAUGGCAGGCUGCAAUAAGCUGACGGACCAGGCCUUGCUGUACCUGCGCCGCAUCUCCAACGUCUCUCUAAUUGACCUGCGAGGUUGCAAACAGAUCACCCGCAAAGCCUGUGAGCACUUCAUCUCGGACCUGUCCAUCAACAGCCUCUACUGCCUGUCCGAUGAGAAGCUGAUUCAAAAAAUCAGCUAG
Molecule: messenger RNA, 1722 nt
Organism: Tauraco erythrolophus (red-crested turaco)
Lineage: Eukaryota; Metazoa; Chordata; Aves; Musophagiformes; Musophagidae
Source: RefSeq, a predicted model, not a curated record